AAAAAUAUUAUUAUUGGUAACUAUUGGGGCAAUACCGAUCACAGUCUUUCUUUCAUUUCGACUAACAAAAUAGUGUCCGGAAUGGCUGAUACGCCUUCAACAGCGCCUAAGGCAAAGGCGUCUAAAUCCAAGGCCCCAAAAGAGAAGGUUUCUAAGGCAGCCCCGGCUGCGCCCGCAGAACCCCCAAAGGCUGUGCGUAAAGUGUCUUCUAAACCCCGUCACGGCAGACUAUACGCUAAAGCAGUCUUCACAGGGUACAGACGUGGUCUUCGCAAUCAACAUGAAAACACCGCUCUUUUGAAGAUCGAGGGCACCCGUGGUCGUGAGGAUGCCAUCUUCUACGCUGGCAAGAAAUGCGUGUAUGUGUACAGAGCUAAGAAGAGGACUCCAAUUCCCGGAGGUCCCCGUGGUAAGAAGACCAAGUUGCGUGCUAUCUGGGGCAAGGUGACCCGCCCACACGGUAACUCUGGCAGCGUGCGUGCCAGGUUCAAGUCUAACCUCCCUGCUCAGGCUAUGGGACACAGGAUACGAGUGAUGUUAUAUCCAUCAAGGAUCUAAGAAACUCCUUUAUAAUAUAAGUAAAUAAAACGAAACCCAAAA
Molecule: messenger RNA, 600 nt
Organism: Melitaea cinxia (Glanville fritillary)
Lineage: Eukaryota; Metazoa; Arthropoda; Insecta; Lepidoptera; Nymphalidae
Gene: RpL35A
Product: 60S ribosomal protein L35a
Exons: 4
Coding region: 82-558 (158 amino acids)
Biological process (GO): cytoplasmic translation; ribosomal large subunit biogenesis
Cellular component (GO): cytosolic large ribosomal subunit; ribosome
Molecular function (GO): structural constituent of ribosome
Source: RefSeq, a predicted model, not a curated record